Xyrichtys novacula (pearly razorfish) is the source of this 28705-nucleotide messenger RNA. Lineage: Eukaryota; Metazoa; Chordata; Actinopteri; Labriformes; Labridae. The record is from the annotation of a GenBank genome assembly.
GCUUUGGGCCCCUGUGGACUGAAAUUAGGGGAAAGAAUAUCAGUCACUGCAAAACCCAGAUAAUAAACCCAUCACUACAGCCACUAAACACCAUUCAAAAAAGAGCAAUACAAGUUAUACUCAAUGUUGGCUAUCAGGAACACACAUACUUUUUAUUUCUGCAGUCCUAGUUGUUUAAACUCACAGACAUUGUGGAAUAUCAAACAGCUCAAAUAAUGUUUAAAGCUGAAAAUAAUCAUCUACCAAUAAAUAUACACAAAUAAUUCAGUAUGCGUAAGGGAAGUUAUAAUUUAAGGGGAAAAAAUAACUUUAAUCUAACAUUAAUUCGGAAAAAGAGGAAGAGUUUUGUGUUUCAGUGAGUGGGUUGAGACAAUGGAACAGGUUUUCCAUGGAAUUAUAGCAAUGUUCAAACAUGACACAGUUUAAAAAGUGGGUAGUGGGUAGCACUAAGUGUGAUGAGGUUAUUGUUUGUUUUGUUUUGCUUUUGUUUUUGUUUCUUUCUUGUUUUAUUUUCUUUCUUGUUUUUAUGCGUGCACUGUAUUUAGUGAAUGUAGAUUUUGUUUUGUAAUACAAAGUCAUGAACAUACUGUAUUUAUCACAAUUAUCAGGUACAUCUAAACAAGUUGAAAGAAAGCUUGGUGUGGGUACUUAUUAUGGGGUGGCAGUUCAUAAGUUAUUCCUCUUCUCACUCCUUUUCAAAUAUGUAUUUCUAUGUUUUAUUUUUUUUAUGUUUCUAUGUUUUAUAUUUGAAUGUUUUGUUUUACUUUUCUUGUUUUAUUUUUCUCUAUAUUUCUGGUUUGCAGAUUUGAAAUAAACCUCAAUCAAUCAAUCAAACAAUCAAUGUGUUCAAUGCUGCUAUCAUUGUAUGAAUAAUCGCAGUGUUGGUAUCAUAGACCGUAUAUAGAACAGACGCCAUCUGCCUCCUCGCUGGGUGAAGCCACUCCGAGAACAGCACCCUCUGUUGAUGGGCUGCAGUAUAGGUCAUAAAUCCCGCCUCCGCCAGCAAAGCUUAUGUGAGUGUGGACAAACUUUAGAAAUUUAUUACACAGAAUAUACAUUUUUCUUCCCCCUGGUUGUGAUGUUGACAUGUAGUUAUUGUAAGACUGUUUUGUGCUGAAGUCCUCUUUUUCCUGUACAGCUCCGUUUUCAAAAGUUAUUAGGGGGUUCAUGUUUUCUAUGAUUGACACCUGAUACAGCCUAUGGGCGUACAAGGAUUGUGUACAGUCUAUAGCUACGUUCACACUGCAGGUUAUGAUGCACAAUUUUGUUGUUAAAUCCAAUCUUUUUGUGUGGUCCUUCACAUUACAACAACGAAUGCGGCAUCUAUUGUGAACGGAAUGCGUCCGUGAAGCAACCUACAUGCGCACAAAACACAAAUUGCUUUCUGCACCUGUUUGUGUUGUCGAACAAUGGUGACGUUUGUCGCAUGUUAAUGACGUAUAGGUUGGAUGAACACGCCUAAGCGUCCACACUGCAGUCACAUUGGAUACAUGUCCGAUUUAUAUCCACAUACAAAAGAGGCCUGGGUCGGAUUUGAAAAAAAAAUAAAAUCAGAAUUGCACUGUUUACUCUUACAUGAAAAAAUCAGAUAUGUGUCACAUAUGGUAAAAAAAUUGGAAUUGACCUGCAGUGUGAACAGAGCCUAUGGUUGUAUGGUUGGUAUAGUCAAACAAACAAACAUAUUACAAAAAAACAAAAACAAAACAAAAACCUCAGUAUGACAUUGUGACAGUACUCGCAGUAGUCUGAAGAUUCUCAGGUCUACUUCCUUAAUUGUGAACUGAAAUGAAACCACUGAAACCUUCACCAAAGUGGAUAUGAGCCAUUGUCAGGUUGCUGUAAACCGGUUAGGUGAGGUUUCACCGGCACAGAUGGUGAAUAAUAUACAAGCUGGGUGAACAAGUGCGGAGGGAAUAAUAGGACCGGAAGUACAUAAUGACCUUCACGUUAUUUCGUUAUUUAUUUAAAUUAGAACGCAUUUAAAGACGAUACCUUCAAAUGAAAAUAAAUGGAGUAAUAUUUUUUACAUAAUUAAUAAUAUUUAACUGCAUUUAAUUGGACAGACUUACUUUCAAUUAAGUUAAAUUAGUUUUAUUUUGAAGUUCAACCGGAUGUAUUGCAGGCAUCACCUCUAGCUUGACGCUGGUGGCCACGGUUCAGCUCCCAGCCGCUAGGAGGAACAAGGAGGUAUCCAUGCCCAGUCCCAGCGUGGAGAAGGAAGCGGUCUAAAGGAGGAGUAACGCUUCCCACAUAAGAAGUCGGAAUAAAAUCUAAGACGAGGAGGAGGAGAGUAAUAAUUCCAGUUUGUGUUUGGAAAGCUUCUUUACAUGGGGAAAAGAAAUGACAUCUACCGCGAGCGAGAGGAGGGCGUUUGCCCAUAAAAUCAACCGGUAAGACUGACAGAAGUUACUGUUUAACGGCUGCUGCUGCUGCUGCGAGAGUGACCUGCUGGACAGACGGUCCAUGUAGCCUCACUAUGCUAGGAUUUGUAAGGUAUUAGUGGCCAAAGACAUUAAGUAGUAACCAAACACCGGCUACUUUCAACACUUGUGGAGUUUAACUAAUAUACUCCACAUAUUUAUUAGUGCCUUCACGACCAGCAUUGAACACCUUGACUACUUUGUCUUCUGGCGGUCGUUAUCGUAGCAUUGUAAGCGCAUUGUCACAACCACUGAUUCAGCUAGUCAUGGAGAAAGCUGUCCCAGUUUGAGUGCUAAUCUAAUAUCAAAGAUAUGUUCCCAAGAAGGAUUAAAACACUAAGUAAAAUCCCCCAAAAUGAUAGAGAGUGAUAUCCACUUAGCUGUUUUGUUCCUGAACCGUGUGAACGCCUCGCAGCAUUGUUUUAGCAACCUGUUUCCACAUGUUGUGAACUGGUUUUCCCUCUUCUUCCAAUGGUAACACUACGUUUGCUCAGCGUUUGACUGAAAAAAAUCUUAUUGUGCUGGCAAAGUAGAUUGGUUUCCAUUAUCUGUCAGCUGAGUUUCUGAACAACAUGCUUUAACAGCCCUGCUCUGUCUGUGUGUUUACGUGUGGAAGUAUUUGCUGCCAAGUACCUCCCUGUUUACUACACUAGAUCUUUUAAUAACUAAGUGUCUUCCAAACCCUAAUUUUGUCUCAUGGUUUUGCACCAUAUUAUCUAGUCUGCAGGAUACAUUUAACUGCAAAGUUCAGUUCAGUAUCCUUGUGCCAGCAGGUGUCAAAGCCUCCCAAAAAGUCUGUGAGAAAAACAAACAGUAUGUCAGAUUUACGUCUUUAUUCAUGUUUCUCUCUCUAGUGAAACUCGGUAGAUAUCAUAUCUUUACAGUGGUUAUUACACCUUUUAGACAAGAAUUUAUUCUUUAUAAAUCACAUUGUACCUUUUGUUAGUCGUCAUCUUGUUUGCAUGGCUGUCAAAAGUACUGACAAGUCUCACACUGCAUCCCCCCAAGCCCUGUCGUUUCUCUCCUUGGACCAUUGUUCACUGCCGGAUGCAGGAAAGGGUGGGAAAGGGUGGUCUGGCUAUUGCCCUUGCAGUCGAUAGCUUUCCUUUUUCCUGUUUUAAAUUGAGGUGCAAGAGCAACAGAAACUCCUCCCACAUCUGUUAGAGUUGAAGCACUUCAUAAUUCAGCAAAAGUUAAAAAGUCUGGCUAUAUUUUCUAGACAGGUAUCGUGAUUGAAGCUGUACACUUUUUUUGUGUAGGAAUUCAGACACGAAUCAAAGCAAUUUAACCAUGACAGCUAUGGUGUUGUAUAUGUUAAAGCUGCUGCAGCUGUGUUUGUGAGAGAAAGAGUCACUCUGUGGUUCUAGGGUAGCAGCUGCUUGCUGUCUCCGUGAGAGAUUAUUUUUUUUCCUCACUUUGUCUCUCUUUAAGCCUUCCCAUUUGCCGUUAGUCCAUAAAGGCCAUGGACAGAGCCUUGGCUCUGUGCCUGCUCCCAGGAGCCAGCCCGCCACCUCUCUGCGAGAUCCGUUACAGUCCCAGUUCAGAACAGCUGCUGGUUUUCAGCAAGGUUGAAACUCUAAAAUUUAAAAGUUACAAGAAGUCAGACAAUGGAAAUCAGGCUCAAUAUGAGUGACUAAUUCACUUCUCAGGAAUCCUCUUGUGAAAUAAUUCAAUUUCUCAUGCUGCAUCUGACAAAAUCAAUCCCUUUGUCUUUAAUCUGUCUUUACCACAAUUAGGGUUUUUAUCAACUUUUCUUUCUCUGUAAUUUGUACUUAUGUUUCUGCUUUGUGUCUCUCCUUGAUCUCUCAGGACGGUUGCUGCAGAGGUCAGAAAGCAAGUUUCCAGAGACUAUGGCUCUCCACAGCUCACCAAGAAACGACCACACCACCAGGUGAGUCACCCUGAAUUUUAAAGGAGGUUUAAAGACCAAGAAAGCUAGUUAAAAUAUUUACGAGUGUAACCUUUGAUUUUAGACGAAUAAGUCUUUGAAAGGAGUAUAUUUGGGUGUUGGUUUAAUUAGUGCUGUUCGAUGCAGACACAAAGGGAGGAGGUUUGGAAGAUAAUUGUCUUCCCACCCAUGUUGUUUGAUAUUUGGGCAAAAAUAAAUAAGGGUUAGUUACACAAUACAUGCUUAGCUUGGAAAAUGCCUGCGGUCAGGUUACCAAGAUGAUGGUGGGGAUUUUGGUUAGUCCAGCAGAAAUUUAGGGGAACUAUUCGGACCCUGCUGUGAACAAAAACCCCCUGAGAAACAGGAGACAGGUUGUGCAGCAUAAACACUGCCAACUCAGCACGAUCCGUGAGUCUAUCCAAAACAUGAGACAAACAGCAAGCAGGCGUGGACCGGCAUUGCUUGGAUGAAGUGUUUGAACAAAACUGUAUUAAAUCAUAGCAGUUGUUGUGAAUGCUAAUGGGAAUAGUUGUGACGCACUCUUGUUAGACUGAAACUCACAAACAGAAAGGUAGUCGAGGUAAAAUAUGAAUAUUAUCUUUACAUGACUGCUGCCCUGUUUUAUUAUACAUACAUCUCUUUGCUUUUGAAUUAUACAUUAGUUCCAUAUGCCCGUCUGCUCUUCCUAAUGGCAUCCUGUCUCCUCUUUGCGAGUCCUUCUCAUCAUGCAGAUCAGAUUAGGAUCCGCCGUUAUGGAUGUGUCAUACUAAUCGGUACGUAAUUAACUAACUCUGAUUGACAGUUGCCCCUGACGGAGGUGGUUGAGCCGGUGGACUUUGAGGAGUAUGUGAGCAGUCACGCUCCCGGGGUGGAGCCCGGCCCUCUCAGACAGCUAAUGGAGUUCCCCGAGGAUGACCUGGAGCUCCUCCACCAGGACAAAGAGUGUGUUACACUGGAGCCCCCUUUGCCGGAGGAGGAAGAGUGAGUUAAGAUGCUGAUGGAAGACUAAACCUUCAUACUCUAACACACACACACAGACAUCUUUGAUAGCUGUAAUAAAAGUCAACAUGGACAGAUAGGAACAAAGCUUUUGUCUUUGUGACACUGGACGGACAUGCAUAUUAGAUGUACGUUUGCUGAAUUAUUAAUGGGUGAUGUGUUUACUAUCUAGCUCACUGGAUUCUAGGGUGAGGGAUGCCCUUGCUGUCUACACUGAUGAUUGGCUCAUCGUACAAAGAAAGUAAGUGGUAUCACUUUUGACACUGGUUGAAUUAGCCUUGUGUACAUUUAUAAGCACCACCUUUCCUCUUCGCCGUUAACAUGAUUGGCCGUUAAAUCACCCCGGCACUGUCCUUUGAUUUUUUUUUUAUUUCUAAGAUAUCAGCGCUACAGCACCAUGUGUACCCCCCACAACUCGGAGCGACAGAGGGAGAGGCAGCGAAAGCUCGUCAAACAGACCUUUGAACUGGAUGAGGCUGCAGCUGCUGAGCGGCAGGACGACCAGGUAGCUGAUGGCGAUAUUCAAACCCAACUGACCUUUCAGUCGUCUGUGUUCACUCGCCUCUUUUUAUCGAUCCACUGCACAAACAGUGUUGUCAUUAUAACUCAUAAUCUUGAAAGCUUUAUGAACUAUUGUAAUGUAAUAUGUGGACGAAGAAGCAAAGAGAAUAGUCAGUCGAUUAAACGGGUCUCUUAUUUUGAUGGGGAGGGCAGUAUGGGUCAGAUUCCACUUGGUGAGUUCACCUCACAGAGGUGAGUAAUGGAUAAAUAGAUAUACCUUGUCCAUUAUCCAUUACACAGUCUCUGCAUGAAUCAUAUUUAAAGUGUAAUGGGAUCUGCAGCCUAUUGUUCGCCUUAUACUUCUAAAACAUCUGCAGCGAGCACUUAAAGGGUGACAUCCUCGCCUGGAGGAAAAAGAAACCUCAUGAUCUCAACCCUCCGCCUCACUCUUAAUUCAUCUCAGGAUGACGCAAAGCGGCGGUCAGUCAGCCUGGAUGAGACUCCUCGGGGAAGCUGGGCCUCCAGUAUCUUUGACCUGAAGAACUCCUCCCCAGACGCUCUCCUGCCGUCUGUGCUGGAACGAACAGCUGCAGAAGACAUGGACCACCGUAACACCGAGGCUCGGCUGCAGGGGCGCCACUGUGACCUGCUCGGCCUCUACCCUCCCCCUGACGAGGUUUGUGUUUAAAGAGCUAAGAAAAGUAAACCUUAAGGAGGAACGACCCGACCCUUUCCAAAACAAAAAUAACAUGUUUAAUGAGUGAGGUGGUUUUUCUCUUUUAAACAAGUUUUCAGAGUAAUAUUUAUGCUGCGUUCGAGUUACCUCGGAAGUCAGAUGUCAGAGCUGAAAAAUGACGUCACACGCGAGUUACUGGUGUUUCAGGUACUGAGUCGGACAAAAGGAAAAUCAGAUGCGGAUACGACAUAGCAACUUCUAUGAAAGUUAUUUUAGUGCUUGUCUUGUCAGAAUUUAUCAAGGACAAGGCAAACACUAAAAUAACUUUUGUAGACGAAACCAUGUUGUUUCCACGUCCGAGUUUUCUUUCAUUUUCAGCUCCGACAUCUGACUUCCGAGGAACCUCGAACGCAGCAUUAGACCAGGUAUCCUUAAACACAGAAAUUCAAGAACAAGUUAGUAGUUUUUUGUUUGCAGAGUAUUUGUAGGUAGGGCUGGACGAUAUGGCCUCAAACCAAUAUCACGAUAUAUUGAGCAGUUCACCUCGAUAACCAUAAAUGGACGAUAACUACUCCACAAGCUGCUCACUGCCUCCCACAUUAACCUGGUCUACUCCAGCUGCUACAACUUUUGAACCGUCCUCCAUCUCCUCACCUGUCUUUCCCUCUUUGUUAUGGACUGUAUGGAUGUAAGACAGCAUCUUAAAGAGACAUAAGACCAAAGCCUGCCUACACACAUCUAAAUCCAACUUUUAUUGAUUUAUUUUUAUGACACUGAAUAUAUUGACAUGGGCAAAAUGACGUCGAUUAUUGUCGUAAAUUUCGGUAACUGUGAAUUUUCAGCUUAUCGCCCAGCCCUAUUUGUAAGUACGAACAAAUCUUUACAGAUGAAUCUCCUUUAAUUGUACUCUAUGCAAGAAGUCAUGCAUUCACUUACUAACAAAAAACCGUUUGCAUAAUGAGUGGAAAUGGAGCACAAACUAAAACCAUAUAUUAUCCACUGUGAAUUAGAAUUCAACCAGUUCCUGCGCAUGAUUGAAUGCAUCUAUAGUUUAAAAAAAAGCAAAGGCCGAGCUGCUGGUUGAAAACACAGACAAACAAAGUGACCAUCAGCUCGGUAACAUUGUUGAAUGUUCCCUUAUAGUGACUCUCCAGAAUGUCUCCAGUCAGCUACCAAACUGUUUGCUUUUCUUUCCCCUCUGCUUCUCCAUCCUUCUUUCUCUAAAUCUAAGUGCACACUGUCACUUCCUUUGCAGCUACGUUUCCAUGACAUCUGUGUAAAUGUUAUGUGAGUGUGUGUAGUCAGUCCACGGCUUUGUUGUUUCUGUGGCAGGAUGAAGCAGUGGAGAGAUGUUCUGUCAUUGAAGUGCCCAAAGAACACUGCGGCCAGAGGAUAAUGGUGAAGUGUCUGUCUCUGAAGUGAGUAACAUUUGGAAUAUAACGGCUGCAAAAUGACGUUUUCACAUGUUUGUUCAAUGCGAGAAAUACCCACAAUGCCCUCUGUUUUCAGAUUUGAAAUAGAGAUUGAGCCAAUAUUUGGGACGCUUGCCCUGUAUGAUGUCAAAGAAAAGAAGAAAGUACGUGUUUGUUCCAGCUGCUCCUCUGUAUAUUUUCCUUCUCAUGACUCCAAGUCUGAACAGCCACUUUCGCAAUGCUGAGCUCAUGCUUAACUAAUUGAAUUUCCCUUGUCUCAGAAAGCUCUUAGUGGUCUCGCUGUUGAGAUCAUUGAGUUGAAACUGAAUUAAAAUCCCUUGACGUGUAUUUCCAUUACUAUCUUUCCUCCCCCCCCGCCCUCCGUUGUUUCCCGCUUAUCUCAAUCUCUCUUCCUACAGAUCUCAGAGAACUUCUACUUCGACCUGAACUCGGAUCAGAUGAAAGGGCUGCUUAAAUCCCACACACCUCACGUAGCCAUCUCCACACUGGCUCGUUCCGCCAUCUUCUCCAUCACGUACCCCUCGGCUGAUAUCUUCUUGGUCAUUAAGGUAGAAAGUAAAUCAAGUUAGAAUUUAGCAAGUGGAAAAUGGAAUCGCUUUACAGGGUGUUAAAAAUCGGCCUGUUUUUUUUCAGCUUGAGAAAGUCCUACAGCAAGGAGACAUCGGAGAAUGCUGUGAACCCUACAUGGUCAUGAAAGAAUCUGAUUCCUCCAAGGUAAUGGAUCCAAAAGAAGAGCUUUGAAGUGUUGCAACAUGCUGGGCCGACGACCAACAUGUACACGAGACCCUUUUACUGUCUAGUCAAAAUCAUUACCCAACCUGUCUGGGAAGCUGCAAUAUUUACCAAUCAUUGGGGUCAUCUUUUAAACCUGUCUCUAUCUUCUCCCUUAUAUAAUCCCACCUGGUCAUUUUUUUUCUGUUUUACUCAGCACAAAGAGAAGCUGGAGAAGCUGCGUGUGCAAGCAGAGCAGUCAUGUAAUCGACUUGGCCGUUUUCGCAUGCCUUUUGCUUGGACGGCCAUUCACCUUCUUAACAUUGUCAGCAGUGUGGGAGGCCUAGACCGCUCGGACCCUGACUCUGACUCCGGUAAUGGGGGACUUUAAACAAACCAGACAUUGAAUGCACUGUCGAGAAUGCAUAAAGCAAACAGCCGUCAUGUAUCUGCAGCGUCAAAAGUAGCACAGAAAUAACAUUUGCUAACAUGCCUGUCUGAUAUUGAUUCUUCUCUCCGGUCAGAGCGCAAAGGUCAUGGAACAUGGAACGAGAGAAAGAAAAAAGGCUUUGAGCGGAUGAGCGUCGGGGAUGACAUGUGCAACUUUGCGACUUUCCGUCCCGCGACACUGACCGUCACCAACUUCUUCAAACAGGUCAGAAUCUGUGAGGUGAUCCGGCUCUGGAGUCGUGACAAAAAAUUGCAAAAUGACUCGUUUCAUCCAACUUAAACUAAGUGUUGUAACAGGACAAGGGGAGAGACCAAACCUCACUAAACAUUUCUGCCAAUAUUUCAACUCAUAAAAAGAGACACAAGGGGAACAGAUUAAAGUAAAUUUAGGGUGAAUUUUCUCUAGUGGGGACCGUAAUUGUUACGAUUUUGGAAUUGGAGCAAAUGCAGAUUAAAACUUUAUGAAAUAUAAGAAGUUUUCUGUGCCGGUAUGAUCAUGUUUUCCUCUUAAUGUCAAGAAACUCUUCUAUCUGUGCUCUUGAAGGAGGGGGACAGACUGAGCGAUGAGGACCUCUAUAAGUAUCUGGCAGAUAUGCGUAGACCAUCCUCUGUGUUGCGACGACUGAGGCCAGUCACAGGUGAGCAGGAUACACCCUCAUUGUUGAGAUCUUUAAAUGCCAUCGUCUAGAUUCAUAUUCAAAUAUUCAAUAUCACUUCUUUUGUCCCUCAGCCCAGUUGAAAAUCGACAUCUCUCCGGCUCCGGACUCGCCUCAUUACUGCUUGUCCCCUGAGCUGCUACACGUGAAGCCUUACCCGGACCUGCGCGUCCGUCCGACCAAAGAGGUGCUCGAGUUCCCUGCUCGCUACGUGUACACGCCUCACACCACCUACAGGUGAGUGUUGAUCUGUCACAGACGCGCCUAGUUUUCCGUGUUCGUUUACACGUUCAUUCUCAACAUCGUCAGAGUUUCAGUCUUCUCUCAAGUUUGGGGUUUUAAAAAAAGAGGACGCAGGUACAGGAUGUUAAUUUUUCAUGCAUUUUUAUUAACAUUUUUAGGAUAAUGUAUGGAAAAAGAGAAGUUAAGCUCUCUCUCUAUAAAUCAACAAAUGUAACAUGGAAAACAUUUUUAAAUAAUUCACAGUUUUUAGUAGGUACUGAACAAAUAUGAACAUGAGUUAAGACAAACAAAGGAUCGAGAGUGCUUACAAAUAACGACUGUAAUAAAAUAGUUCCAACAAUGAAAAAAAGGAAGAGUUUUUUUUUUCUUCUUUUUUUUUUUUUUUGCAGAAGUGGAAGGGAGUGCAGUGAUAUCACACAGCAGUGACGCAAACAGCUGAUCCAGCCUGAUUCAGAGUAGUGUGGUAGUCCAGUGUUGAGAUUUAAUCAAGAACGUCAUCACUCUGAAAAGAAGAAAAUAAAUUAGUGGGUAAAACUUAAAGAAGUCACCAAAAAGUUGAGACAUCAAAUUUUCAGAUAGAAGUGACUCACUAUCUGAAGCAGUUUGGAGAGCUUCUCAUUUUGAGUUUCCAGGUUCUCUUUAUGAAAGUCGGUCAAAUACUGUAAACCCGUCAAAACGAAGGUCAGCUCUUCUGCUCUCUCCUGAAAUACAGAAAACAGUGUGAGGGAUCUAGUUACUUUAUUUCUAUAUUCAGCAGCUGGUUUUGUGUAUUAUUGUCUCUCUAGUUGCUAAUAUUUUUCGGUUCCCUGCUUUCAUUCACCUGCAGCUUCUUGAUGUUGGUGGGCACAGAGUCUUUGAGAUGCAUCUCCAACUUCUCCACCUUUGUCUUUAGCUCCACCUCUUCCUGCUCCAUACCAGCCAGCCAGUCUUUAGUUUUCCUGGUCUCGGCCUGCUGCGUGACCAUCUGGGUCUGUCAAAAGAGCAUCUGCCCACGUUAGCCUCUUCCCCCAACAAAGAGCCGAGUGCAGCUGGCAGCACUCAGAUCUAAGAGUUUAAUGUCAUCUGUACACAUCUGUAAAACAUAUUGGUGAAUCAUGUGGAGAUAAUAGGUCUCAUAAAAGAAGAAGAGUUAAAUAUCCAAGCAAGGACAGCCUUAUACUAGGAUUCAGUCUUGUUUUGUUAUUAGGCAUUUCUUCAAAUCGGCAUCAGCUGCUUUGUUUUGUCUGAGAAGCUGUUUUCUUUCUGAUAAACACAGACGUUCCCUCUGAUGGGGAUUUUAGAUACUUGGCUCUGCGACUGCAUGUUGCUCUUUUUAGCUUUGUUAUUUGAUUGUUAUCCUUUUUAUAGUCGUCUCUCUCGAAGCAAACACAAAAAUUCAGUGGUACACGAGGAAUGCAUUGUUUACAUUCUCCAGUGUUUUCUUACCUGCAGCAAGUGUAUCACUUCCUUCAUCUUCUUCUCCACCUCUGCCGCCUCCUCCGUCUGCCUCCCCAGCUUUUGGAGAGUCUCCCCGUGGCUCCUCAGAGUCUGGCUGAUUUUUUUUAUCUUUGCCUCUGUGGUCUCAUAUACAUUAUUCAAGGAAUCACUGAACUGUAUCACACCAAACAUGAGCACUCUGACUUCGUCCUCUGGUGCGGCCAUAUCUUCCGUCUUUCCAGUGUUCCUGAGUGGACUUGCUUGGACUGCUCUCAGUCCACCGGCUAAACAAAGUAGGCAAAGACCCCAGAUCAUCUUCAUAGAAAGUCAGUUUGUCAAAAACUCACUGUCUGUUCCCCUCAGUGUUCUCCAGUAAACCAGGCUGUCAAAGUUCUUCAAUGUCAAACUCUCCAACCAUAUGGUAAAGGCUGUAUCUACUGCAUUUGUCCCUCACAGCUGUGCAGGCUGCAGCAUCAUCAGAAAGAAGCCAAGGAUGAUGAAUUUUGAGGGUGGUCAGACCGCCUUAUAUUGGAUAUGUACAUGCAACACCGUGGUAAAACAUUAGCUCAGCUGUGGUUCGAUCACAGGUCUUGUUGGUGGCCUUAAUCUCAGUGACCUUGCCUUGAAGUUUAACCCCUGAGGUACCUCGUUCUGUCAUGUAGGUCACAAACACAAAAGUGGCACACAAACAAAGUAUGAACCCCUUUGGAUGCAGACAGAACAUGAGCGGCAUCGCAACAUGUGCAGGACAUACCAUUUGAUGGUAUUUUAAAGGUACACUGUGAUUUUGUGACGCGUCACUGUCUCCUGAUUAGUGUAUCAAAUCAGCUGUUCCAAGAUAUGACCAACGGUUACCUCUGAUGUUUGCCUUGGAUUGAAGCAAAUCCAAUACUGGAACACUCUCCUCCAGUGUGCGCACAUGACGCUCGCCUCUCUCUCUCUCUUUUUUUUUUUUUUUUGUUGGAUUAAGAAUAGCUCAGGUUUUUAUAUUUUUAGGUAGUCAGGAAUGACUUGUGAAUAAUAAUGUGGGAUAUUGUCAACAAAUGUCGAAGAGCAAAAACUUGGAUGAGAAACUUUUCCCUGAGAAGUACUUGUGAUUUUCACGUCAAUUUCGUUUAACCCCUUCACUGCUUUGAGCUCUCUCGUGUCCUCCUCACCUUGCUCUCUUUCUAAUUUUCCCGUCUUGCAUCAUUCUCCCCCCGUCAGGAACCUGCUCUAUGUUUACCCUCAAAGUCUGAACUUCAGCAGUCGACAGGGCUCGGUGAGAAACAUCGCUGUGAAAGUUCAGUUCAUGGCAGGAGAGGAUCCCAGUCAAGCUUUGCCGGUGAGAAAGCAUAAUGAAGUGAUGUGGCUGUGAUGCUCUCAGGAAAGUGAAAUUUCAGUCACAAAGAACGGCUCGAGGCAGUGAAAUGUGAUAUGGUGAAGAGUGAACUUCUUCAAAAAGCUUUUUUUUAACACUCUGGAGAGAGGGAAAGUCAGGUUACUUUCAGAGAGCUUCAGUAAAACAUACUUGUAUAAUCACAAAUUGACUUUUAUUGAUUCAUCAUAAUUUAGUUGAAGCAUAUAAAAAAAAAAGGGUCUCUUAAGUGGAGGAGAACUUUCUAAGCAACACUCUCAACUUAAAGGGAUAUUCUGACGUAAAAUUAAUUUAGGGUCAAACACACCAAAAACCAAGUUAGACAUCCUGUCGAGAGAUGAAUGUUGCCGACCGCUUGCUUCUCUAGUUAUACCAACUUUAGUAAUGACCGCAUGAUAGCAAUACACAGCGGUCUCAGCAGCCAGUCGCACACCUUAAAAGCCACGCUGCAGCCACAAAUAAUGCUCAGAACAGCACCUAACUUCAUCAACAGUACAUAUAGGGUCCCAGCCAUAGUACUAGCCACCAAACAUCUUUCUAACUUUGCCUAAUUUCUUUAGAAAAGAGACUAAACACAACUCACCUACUCUAUUCCAGCAGCCGCUUGUUUGUACGGAGACUAAGGAUGAGUCCAUCACCGACUGCUGCGGGGUGACGCAGCUCAAGGAAGAACAUUUAUGAUCAUUUCUUUAUCAUUUCCUUUCAGUAAUAAUCACCAUAUUAAUCAUUUUGCACUGCAGACUCGGUAGUUCUUCUGCCUUAGCGUCUUGGUCUGAUUGCAUUUCCAUGAAAAAAUUAGUUUAAAUGUUCUUCCUUGAGCUGCAUCACCCCACUGCAGACGGUGAAGGACCCGUUCCAGGUCUUCCUAAAAACAAAUGGGUACUGGAAGAGAGUAGGUGAGUUGUGUUUAGUAUCUCUGCUAAAGAAAUUAGGUAAAGCUAAAAAGAUGUUUGAUGGCUAGUGCUGUGGCUGGGACCCUAUAUGUACUGUUGAUGAAGUUAGGUGCUGUUCUGAGCAUUUUUUGUGGCUCUAGAGUGGUGUUUUGGUUAAGCGCAUGGCUCCUGGGACCACUGUGUAUUGCUAUUGUGCGGUCGUUACUAAAGUUGGUAUAACUAGAGAAGCAAACGGUCAUCUCUUGAGGGGGUGUCUAACUCGGUGUUACGUUGUGUUUGACCCUAAAUUAAUUUACGCAGGAAUAUCCCUUUAAGAGGAGGAGAAUUUUCUAACCAACACUCUUAACUUAAUCCACUCUCUUCUCCUUAUUCUCAUCUCUCAUAAACCAUUUAAUUCAUGCUUCGCUGUUUGGCCAGGUCAUCUUUGGGAAGUCAAGUUGUGGUGAGUUCAUGAGAGAGGCCUACACUCCAAUCAUCUACCACAACAAGUAAGAGGCUCACUCACCUGUCUACUUUAACAUUUUACCUCCUCUGUCUUGUCUUUUGUUCUUCCACCGCUCUCUCACUGAAUAUUGCGUUUAACUCUUACUCUAAAAGGUCUCCUGAGUUCUAUGAGGAGAUGAAAAUGAAGAUUCCUGCCAAUCUGACAGACAACCACCAUCUGCUGUUCACCUUUUAUCACAUCAGCUGCCAACCCAAACAGAACACUCCUCUGGAGACCCCUGUGGGCUACACUGUGAGUACAAUCCUUCAGCUGGCCCACAUUUCAUACACCCACCUACACACCGUCUGGUUUGAUCGCAACUUCUGCUGUCUCGACAUCGAUUAGAGAUCGCGUGUCUCUUUCUGAUUGUAGUGGAUCCCUCUCAUGCAACAUGGCCGACUACGCACCGGCUCCUUCAGCCUGCCUGUCUCGGUGGAAAAGCCUCCACCUAGCUACUCUGUGCUCACCCCUGACGUAAGUGUGAAGAGGGAUUAUGUGACUAUCAGUUCGCCCGCCGCUGCCUUCUCCUUUUGUGAUGUGACUGCGUGUUAAAUCAGUUGGAUGUCACUCUGGCAGGUUCAGCUCCCAGGCAUGAAGUGGGUGGAUAAUCACAAAGGAGUGUUCAAUGUCGAGGUGACAGCAGCCUCCUCAGUUCACACUCAGGUACACAUGCAUGUUUUUAUUAUACUGCGGUUUCAACCUUUUUAUGCACUGCCUUCGACUUCAACUUCAACUUCAAAUGCCAUGUUAGGCUGAGGUUAGCGGUAUUAGACUCUAAUAGACUUCCUCGUGUUGAUGUGAAAAUGAAAAUAAAACCACACUGACAAUUUAGGAACCAUCUACCAAGAGGUUAUUUAAACAACACCCUUUCUUUGAGAAGCAGGUUUCCAGGCCUACAUAUCUUGUCAGCUUGUAUGAAAGUCAGAAAGACCUUCAAAGUCAACUUUAUUGCCAAAUAUGCUGUACAUGUUAAACAUACAGCACAGGUGAAAUUUCAGUCCACUCAGACCCACGGUGCAUAGCAAUAAAAUAUAAGAAUAAAACUAUAAAAGUAUAAAUAUAGAAUAAACAACUAAGCUAAACAAAAGACUACCUUAAAUCCUCACACACACUCUAUUUACAAAAUAAAGAUAACAGUAUAAACAGUAUAAACAGUGUAACAGUAUAAAUAUAAGGAGGAAGGUGAGUGGAAAAAAGUGAAUGUAAACAGUAUGGCAGUAUGUCAGUCCUGAUGUGGACACAAUAGUGCAAAUAUGACAGUGAAGCACUAUCUUGCAUCGCAAAACUCCUGUCCGAACUCUAGGACCCCCACCUGGAUAAGUUCUUCACUCUAGUCUACGUCCUGGAGGAGUACUCCUUCCCUUUCCGCCUAAAAGAUGUCAUCAUCACUGAAGCAAACAUGGAGGGGGAGCUGAAGGCCAGCAUGGCGGCACUCAGGGGCGCCCUGCUGGACACCUGCGUCAGGUUCUUGCACCAGCUGCUCAACAAGCUCAUACAGCUCAUCAUCUACCCACCAGUCAUUGCAGGACAAAUUGGUGAGUGAGGCAACUCUAAUGACAGGCUUACAUGAGCUUCUCAUGAUGAUUUUGGGGAUUAUCUGCAGCUUUAACUCUUUAUUUUUCCCCACAGUGAACUUGGGCCGAACAUCUUUUGAAGCUAUGACGCUAUUCGUCAACCAGAUCCACAAGAACCUAGAGGGGAAUCAGGACCAGCACGGCCGCAACAACCUGCUCGCGUCCUACAUCCACUACUGCUUCCGCCUGCCAACCACAGAGCCAACAAUGCCACCUACGGGUGAGUCACCAAACUGAACAGAACAGUGUGUGUCUGGCGAGAAGGAAGUGAGCGUUUCACACUGCAGCCAGUCAACAUUUGUGUGACAGGACGGAUCCGUUGUGAAUAUCAGCGGAGUGACAUUUCUGCUUUUCAUGUCCCUAAGAAGCUGGGCAGCAUUCCUGUGAGAUGCCGCUGCAGUAUGCCACCCUGUCAAGAGCGACGGCUCGCCCCAGCAGCUUGCAUCUGGCACGCUCCAAGAGUAUCAGCAACUCCAACCCGGACCUGGCCAGCACACCGGUGUCUCCUGAUGAGGAGGUGCAGAGGAUCAUAGGGAGCAAGGUGAAAUACUCAAGCUUUGUUAAAUUUGUGUUUCUACAUUUAGAAAAAGUCUUUGCAGUCGAUCACAGCAGUAAAAAGAUUUCUCAAAAUCUGACCAUGUUUACUGGCCUAAACUCCCCAAAGGCAUUUUUAUUUUGAUUGGAAUAUUCUGUAUUAAUUUUUAAAUAGUCUGAGUUCUCCUUUUGUCAAGCAUCACUCCUGUUGUUAAACAUUAAAUUCUAGUCUUGCUAUAUCGAUUUGUAUUAUUAAUAUCAAUUUGAGUUGAUAAAACCAAAACAGCAGCACAGAAAAGUCAUUUUUUUAAAUGUUGUGACAGUCUCUGCACUUUUUACAGCAGAUUAGCUCAUUUAUAAUCCGUGCACUUUGUGUCAACAGUUAAUGAUGCUGCUUAAUGGAGCGAUUAUGCUUUGUUUGUGUGUUCCUUGUGUUUCAUACAGUACAACAGCCUUUCCUUUGUGCUUCCUGUUCCUGCUGUUUUUGCCGACUCAUGCUUCGCUUUGUUUUCCCCUUGUUCCCUGACUUUAUUUCCUCCCAGAUUUACCCUUUAAAUAAUCUCUCCUGAGGUGAUUACUUUCCCGACUCACUGUGCCCUUGCCUCUUGCUGCUUUUGUGCGGUUGUGUUUGUGUUUUGUGUGUGUCUGUGGUGGCUCAUGGCAGGGCAUUGACCGCUCCCACUCCUGGGUAAACUCUGCUUACGCCCCUGGCGGCUCAAGAUCUGUGCUACGCCGGAAUCCCAACUCCAGCUGUGAUCUCAAGCAGGUGCCAAAUCCUCCUCUCCCCUCUUCUCCUCCCUCUCUACUUCCACACCUUCAUCUCCUCCGUCUCCCCAGGAUCAUUUCUCGCCUCAUGUUUGUUUCUAACUCCCUCUCACACCUGUCUCACCGUACUGAUCCACACCUUCAUCUCCAUCCUUUACUGCCUCAUAACCAACCAGAUCUGUUCUCUUUCGGGGACACAAUUUCCGCCUGGGGUGCGUCAGCUUUCUAACCAGCCUUAUACACCAGAGACCGUAGUGUUCUUUGGCCACUCGUUCAUUUUCAUUCACUCAUUUUCACAUCACUUUGUCCUCAUUUCUGUGUGUGUUCACGCCACCAUCACCUCAUGUCAGGCACACGACCACAGCUGCAAUCGCAUGUCUGCAUUCCUGGACAGCGUGGCCUUGUUUUCAGUUCCCACAAGGCAGAUUAUUAAGAAGGUAAAAGUAUCAUUUACAUUGAAAACUAUUAAGAGUGGCAUUCAUCCUUUAAAAAAGAGACGACUCAUCAUGUUUUCUUUUCAAAACUAACUUUGUGUCAUUAACAUUUAUCAUCUUCCACGACAUUUUCACUGUUUUUCUGUAAGUUGUUGAUAUUUUUGCUGCUUAAAUUGGAAGAUUUCAGGAUUAAAUAUCUGUUUGAGGUUUUAAUUAAACAUCCAUCCUACUUGUUUUGAUAAAUUCAUUUGGGUCCCAUGUAAACAAAGUUAAUUUUUGAUGGUUAGUAGUGUGUAGUGUAAGAUAAACGUGACUCUGUUGGUUCAUGUGUAGCUGCUCCAUGAAGAGCUGGCUCUGCAGUGGGUGGUCAGCACCAGCACAGUCAGAGAGGCGGCGUUGCAGCAGGCCUGGUUUUUCUUCCAGCUUAUGGUGAGUGUGUCUUUGUACGUUUAGAUUAUAUUAAUGACGCUUUUUUAACAAAAUCUGGAUCUAAAGAAGUCGAGCACGACUAGAAACCUGAGUCACUUCAGGAAAGUCUUACUGCAAAGUUGAAGUCGAGUGUUUGACUUCCUCAUUCGCUCUCUCCUCUAGACUAAGAGCAUGGCUCAUCAUUUAUUCCUGACCUCCAAAUUGGACGUUCCAAGGCGCCAGCGGUUCCCUGAUCGAUUUGUGGACGACAUUGCUGCACUUGUGUGUGCCAUCAGUGCAGAUAUUGCCAGUCGAUACCACAAGGUAUAUACCAACCACAAAGCUGCACAAGCGAUUUCAGGACAUGAACUGCUGAAAGUCCAUUUAUUUUUCAAUGAACCAGCUCUGAUGGGCUCAUGUGAGAUGACAGGAUGAAAGUUUGAAAAGAACUUUUUCACUUGUGAUGACUGAAUCAAAUAUAUAAAGAAAGUGAAAGUAUGUUUUCAUCCGGAUGAAAAUUGUACCUCUCCUCUUUUUACCUUAAUCUAAUCCAUUUAUUUACUCCGGCUGCUCUCAGGAUGUAGAGCUUGUGGAAAGGUUAAACUGCAGUCUGGCCUUUUUCCUCAACGACCUGCUCUCUCUCAUGGACCGGGGCUUUGUCUUUAACCUCAUCCGCACUUACUACAAACAGGUACCUAUUGACCCCUGAAGCCGUAUCAAACGAUCACAAUACUUUCUCCCGUGUGUGCAUAAAAUCAACUUUUCAAACGUGUGUGUUAAACAGAUUGCUAACAAGCUCCACACAGCCCAGAACCCCAGCUCUCUGAGUGCGCUGAGGAUGGAUUUCACACGCAUUGUCUGCAGCCAUGAGCACUAUGUCAUCCUCAAUCUACCGUGCUCCACUCUCAGUCCUCCAGCUUCCCCCUCACCCUCCACCUCUUCCACCACCUCACAGGUAUCAGCAGGCUUGAAAAUAUAAUAUUACAGGUUUAAAAUGCUUUUAUAGAACUUUUAUGUCCUUGGUUUUCAUCUUGACCCUCUCUCUUUCGCUGCAUUCACAGAGCUCGGCGUUUUCCAGCAUGGUGCAGGACCAGGGCGUGGCCACCAUGUUUGAGCUCUCCGUCCCUUUCCGCCAGCAGCACUUCCUAUCAGGGCUGCUGCUUACAGAGCUCUCGCUCAUCCUUGAUCCUGAUGGAGAAGGGUAAGCCUUAAACAAACUCAAGUGUCCGUUGAAACGUGCGCACUGUGAAAAGACACCGGCUUAUUUGUUUUUCUUUUUUGCACCUGCAGUGUUUUCUUCCUUCAUAAAAAGGCCAUUAGCGCUGUUCACUCCCUGCUGUGCGGUCAUGAUGCAGACCCCCGCUACACAGAUCCACAGGUCAGGGCCCACGUUGCUCAGCUCUACCUGCCCCUGCUCUCCAUCGUCAUGGAAACGUUGCAUCAGCUCCACGACUUUUCUGGUUAGCAGAUCACAUAAACGCUCUUGAAUGUGUCUCCCCCUCCUCCUACGCACGUUUCCAGAUUUCUGCACUUUUUAUUGCACCUGAGAGUGUUUUCUGACUUCUUUGCAGACUCCUCGCCUGCUAGGGUCCGCCAUGCCUCAGCCCACGCUGACGAUGCUGACCCAGACAGUGGCAACACUAUCAGUCAGUCUGUUGCCAUGGCAAUCGCUGGCUCCCCUCUACCACAUGCCAAAGCAAACCCGUUUGCCCUGCCCACAGUGGUGAGUGAUAGCGGUGGAGGUCAGGCUGUUCCCUCAAGCCUUACAGACUGACUGGUCACAGAUCUGCCUCUGUGUGGGUGUUUACAGACAAUCACUCCACCUUUUCUCUUAUUACACACACACACACACACACACACACACACACACACACACACACACACACACACACACACACACACACACACACACACAGAGUCAAAAAGCGUUUUCAUUUUUCCCUUUAUCUUCUAUGACUAUGACUGCUGCUGCUUGUAGCCUGUAGGUGGCUCUCUGAUCUCUCUUUGUAUACAGCCAUUUUGUACUGAAGCACAUUAAAAGGGCACCUGCUGAGUUUGUUUGUUUGUCUUCACCAGGCCGGGCGCCAGUCCAGCUCUCUGUCUGCCGAGUGCAGCAGGACUCUGCUGGUGUGUUUCCUGUGGGUGCUGAAGAACGCAGAUGCUGCGCUGCUGGAGCGCUGGUUGUCCGAUUUGUCUGUUCUGCAGAUCAACCGCCUGCUGGAUCUGCUGCAUCUGUGUGUCUCCUGUUUUGAAUACAAGGUGGGAUAACCAGACGCUGUUGUUGCAGACUCUUAUAUCAACAACACACCUGAUAGAAAUCAAAACCAAGUCAAGCGUGUUGUAUUUUGCCACAUAAAAGCUACAGUACUUGACAGACAUUUCACCUGAUGUUCGAAGGGAAUAACCUGUUUUGUUAAAGGGAUAUUUAAACAUAAAAUUAAUUUAGGGUCAAACACACCGUAACACUGAGUUAGACACCCCCUUGAGAGAUAAAUGUUGCCAACAGCUUGCUUCUCUGGUUACUCCAACUUUAAUAACGACCGCAAGAUAGCAAUACACAGUGGUCUGAGGAGCCAUACACAAACCAAAAAGCCACUCUAUAGCCAAAAAUAAUGCUCAGAACAGCACCUAACUUCAUCAACAGUACAUAAAGGGUCCCAGCCAUAGUACUAGCCACCAAACAUCUUUUUAACUUUGCCUGUUUUCUUUAGCAAAGAGACUAAACACAACUCACCUACUCUCUUCCAGCAGCCACUUGUUUUUAGCGACCAGUCCAGUCCAUUACCAACUGCAGCGGGGUGACGCAGCUCAAGGAAGAACAUUUAUAAUAAUUUCUUUAUCAUUUCCUUGAAGUCAUAAUCAUCAUAAUAAUCAUUUUGCACUGCAGAUGCAGUAAUUCUUCUGCCUUUGCAUCUCAGUCUGAUUGCAUUUCCAUGAAGAAAUGAUCAUAAAUGUCUUUCCUUGAGAUGCGUCACCCCGCUGCAGUCCGUAAUGGAUUGGCCUGAGGUUUGAUUAUGGCUCCUCAGACCGCUGUGUUUUGCUAUCCUGCAGUCUUAACUAAAGUUGGUAUAACUAGAGAAGCAAGCUGUUGGCAACAUUCAUCUUUCAAGGGGGUGUCUAACUCAGUGUUACGGUGUGUUUGACCCUAAAUUAAUUUUACGCUGGAAUAUCCCUUUAAAUGUCGCAAAACUGUGCUCUAAGCUGGCUUUCCCUAAGUUUUAGAUCCCAUAAUAACCAGUUGAUUGUUUAUAGUUUUUACACAGUUAAAUCUUUAUCACAACUUUUACUAAAUUUAUUUCAAUCAGGCGAGUAGUCUCUUCUAGUUCUCCUCAUAUCCUUUGAUGUCUUGUGUUGUUUGUUUCUUCACCUCCAUAUUUUGUCCAUUGCUAAUCUGUGUUUGCAGGGGAAGAAAACUUUAGAGAGAAUCAACAGUCUGACCUUCAAGAAGUCUCAGGACAUGAAAGCGCGACUGGAGGAGGCCAUACUGGGCACCAUCGGGGCUCGUCAGGAGAUGGUCCGCCGCCACAGAGGUAAGGAGAGAGAAAAGUACUGCGUUUGUGUAAGUGGAGGUACUUUGAUUCGAGGUUCUUUUUAACAUUGUAAAAAUCUGGAUUUGGUGGUUCUUUCAGAAAGGAGCCCCUAUGGCAGCCAGGAGAAUGUGAGGUGGAGGAAAAACGUCACUCACUGGAGGCAAAAUGCAGACAGAGUCGACAAGUAGGCACUUUGCUUUCGACUGGUGAUAAUGAUGUUUUAAUAAUGCAUUGUAACCUGAUGUAUUCACUCAGUAAGACAGAAUUAAAUAUGUUGUUUUAGCCUGUGAACAGUAAUGUUUAUAACCACUACAGGACAAAGGCUGAGGUUGAGCAGGAGUCAGUGGUGGAUGGAAACUUAGCGACUGAGGCCUCUCUGAUUGUACUGGACACACUGGAAAUUAUCGUCAAGGUGAAGGAUUCGGAAUGAAUGACUGAAUUCUAUGUUACCAUUUCAGAUACAUUAUCGUCCGUUUAAGGCGGAACAACCUCCCUGUAAUGCAUGUAUGUCCUCUUUUAGACUGUGGUGGCGUCAGAGCUGAAAGAAAGUGUUCUGGGUGGAGUGCUGAGAGUGCUUCUCCACAGCAUGGCAGGGAACCAGAGCGCCCUCUUCCUGCAGCACUGCUUCACUACACAGAGGGCUCUCGUGUUCAAGGUAAACAACCUCUGUGUUUCUGUAGUAGCUUACAGAUUUAUUCUCCCAUUUACAGUCUACCUGCAUUACUGCAGCCCUAUACAUUUAGAUGAACAGAAAUGAACACGUGUCGUUUAGUUCUUUACAAACUUACCGUGAUUCUUACAAUGAAGCGUGUGUGUGUGUUCUAGUUUCCAGAGAUGCUGUUUGAAGAAGACACGGAGCUUUGUGCAGACCUGUGCCUGCGACUCUUGCGUCACUGCAGCAGUAGUGUCGGUUCUGUCCGAAGUCAUGCCUCUGCUUCCCUGUAUCUGCUAAUGAGGCAGAACUUUGAGAUCGGAAAUGUACGUUUUUUUUCAUGUUUUGAUUAAACAUGGAAGUAGAAAACCCAAAACUUGCAUGGUGUCGUAUUAACAUUUUGUGUAUUGAAAUCUGCCCCAUGACCAGAAUUUUGCUCGAGUGAAGAUGCAGGUUACAAUGUCCCUCUCAUCACUGGUGGGUAUGUCGCAAAACUUCAACGAGGAGCAUCUUCGGCGCUCGCUCAAGACUAUCCUCACAUACGCUGAAGAGGACCUGGAGCUGCGCGACACGCCUUUCCGAGAGCAGGUAUGUUACGUCCUCUUUAAAGAGACCCAUCUGGAGUUCCUACAAGAAAGAAGCUUACAAAUAAGCGAUGCUUUACUUUGAAAAUUGCAGGUCCAAGAUCUGGUGUUCAACCUGCACAUGAUUCUCACGGAUACUGUCAAGAUGAAAGAGCACCAGCAAGAUCCAGAGAUGCUCAUCGACCUCAUGUACAGGUACCGUGGUGCACAUUUGUAGGUGAAAACCACACGAUUAAAAAGUUUCCGAAUAAUAAACUCUCCGAUAUCCACUUUUUUUUUUUUUUGGUAGGAUUGCAAAAGGCUACCAGAACUCCCCUGACUUGCGUCUGACAUGGCUCCAGAACAUGGCAGGGAAGCACAGUGAGAGAGGGAACCACGCAGAAGCUGCUCACUGCCUCGUCCACAGCGCCGCUCUGGUCGCAGAAUACCUCAACAUGCUGGAGGAUUGCCGUUACCUGCCAAUCGGUUGUGUCACUUUCCAGGUUAGCAUAAAAUAUUCAGUUAUCCUUCAAAGCCACAGCAUCAAGACCUACAUAUAUGGACAAAAAAAUAAAGAGAUUACCUUUUUUUCCUCAUCAGAACAUUUCAUCCAAUGUACUGGAGGAGUCAGCUGUAUCUGACGACAUCCUGUCUCCAGAGGAGGAGGGGAUAUGUGCUGGAAAAUACUUCAGCGAGUCUGGACUGGUGGGCCUCCUGGAGCAGGCAGCCGCCUCCUUUAACAUGGUAAAAGUCUUAGAUUGCAACCAUAUAGUGACAGACUGUAUGUACCCCGACACGGCUGGAGAAGUCUUACUCAACUUCUCUUUGUGCUCUCACUCCAGGCUGCUAUGUACGAGGCAAUCAAUGAAGUGUACAAGAUUCUGCUGCCCAUUCAUGAAGCCAACAGGGACUUCAAAAAGCUUGCCACUGUCCACGGGAAGCUGCAAGAUGCCUUCAACAAAGUUUACAACCAAGUGAGUUGACAGUACAUGUGAAUAAAAAUCUCCUGCAGUGAAUUUAUUAACAGCAUUAGCUGUUACAGUGAAUAAAAUGAAUUGUGUUCCUAAUUGUCUUUCUUUCACUUUUAACUUUUCCAGAGUUCAGGAUGGGAGGUAACAAGUUGAUUUUUUUAUAUUGAUUAUAAUCCCUAAUUAUUAAUUCAGCCAUUAUUUCAUUAUUUGUUGACUUUUGUUGUUUUUUUCCCACAUGCUUGCUCCCUCCUUGGAUGACAUAUAACUGGUGAGUGACUGAAAAGUAACUUUUUAACAGUCUAAUUUCCAGAUUUCAUCACUUUGGGCCUUGAGCUGGUUAAAUAGGGUUAAACAAAGCAAAUGAGCCAUGCUACAAGCUCUCUGAUUGGUUAUAAUCUGGUCUAUUGCAUGAAGAUGUACAUUGGGUAGGAGAGGAUGCUGGAAGGUGAGGCAGAAUAGACCUUAUUCCCUUGUGACGCCAUCCCAGCAUAGAUGUUAUGGGCCAGGUUGCAUUGUUAUACCUUGUUUUACUAGCUCAAGCUUUGCACUAUAUUUAGCAUCAAACUCAUCUUUUUUUUUUUCCAUCUGAAGUGUUUUUAGAGGAUGUUUGGGACCUACUUCCGAGUUGGUUUCUAUGGCUGCCGGUUUGGAGACCUGGAUGAACAAGAAUUCGUCUACAAGGAGCCAUCGAUCACCAAAUUAGCUGAGAUCUCCCACAGGCUUGAGGCAUGUGAACAGCCAGGCAGGAUGCUAAUACAGAGGUCAGGUGUAAUUAAUUAGGUCUGUUUUUCUCAAGUAUAAUCUUGUCAUUGUACAGGAGUUCUACUCGGAGAGAUUUGGGGAUGACGUGGUUGAAAUUAUAAAGGAUUCCAACCCUGUAGACAAAAACAAACUGGAUCCAAACAAGGUAACAUGAUCCACUUGUGACUCAUCUGUUUAGCUGAAGAAAUGUACUGAUAGUUGAUUCUGCUUGUUCAGGCCUACCUCCAGAUCACAUAUGUGGAACCGUUCUUUGACACAUACGAGCUAAAGGAAAGGAUCACCUACUUUGACAAGAACUACAACCUGCGCACCUUCAUGUACUGCACUCCUUUCACACUGGACGGCCGAGCUCACGGCGACCUCAACGAGCAGUACAAACGCAAAACCAUCCUGACAACAUCUCACGCCUUCCCUUACAUCAAGACUCGCAUCAAUGUCAUCCACAAGGAGGAGGUGGGUGUCUGUGUAGGGGAAAGCUGAGUGAGUUAUUCAACAAGCUAGGGAAAUUGUAACCUCUUUCUGUCUGCGGAUCUGCAGAUCAUCCUCGUGCCCAUGGAGGUAGCCAUCGAGGACAUGCAGAAGAAAACUCAGGAGCUCGCCUUUGCUACAAACCAAGACCCUGCGGACUCAAAGAUGCUGCAGAUGGUGCUGCAGGGCUGUGUAGGCACCACAGUCAACCAGGUGCUUCUUUAGACUCUUGCAUCUUAUGUUGAACCAUUUGGCCUUCACUGUCUUGGAGGAAAACCAGUCCAAUCCAGGAAGUCAGUAGUUUUUCCUUCUUGCAGGGCCCUCUCGAGGUGGCACAGGUUUUCCUCUCUGACAUUCCAGAUGACCCAAAGCUGUUUCGCCAUCACAACAAACUGCGCCUCUGCUUUAAAGACUUCACCAAGAGGUAAUGAGUCACCCCAAAUCAAAACAUACAUUGUUGUGUAACUAGGGUUGAAAAACCCUGGGAAUUUUUGAAGUUGGAAACUUUCCAUGGGAAUUAACGGGAAUAAAUCUGAAAUUUACAAAAUUAAAGGUUGGCCCCCAUCAGGGAACUUGAAUAUAGUUAGGGAAAAUAUAUUGUAGCAUAAUCUUGGCUAAAACAACCAGAUUUAAUGCAAGUACACUCCUCAAACACAAAGACAUUUGAGCCCACUGACUAUAUAAAGUCAAGUAACUUUUGAUAAUAUUAUGGAGUAAAUAUAUUUGAUCUAUAAUAGUAUCAAUAUUUAACUUACAAAAAUUAAAUAAAAAUAGGUGCUAAUUGUAAGCUAUUGAUUAUUUAAGGGGCUAGCUUAUUAUGGUGGUGGUAGCUACCUCGAAUGUGAUGUUGUUUCUUCAGACUCCUGCAAGAUGGUUUUCUGUAACCAUACAAUAAUUUAUACAUCAAUCGUCAAAUAUUUUGAAGACGAUUCCAGUUGUUUGGCCAACUAUAUUUCUGUUCAUGCCAUUCCAUUUGUAUUUUAAAAAGCUUAUUUUAAAAUUUUAUUCUACAGAAAAUUUCCAUGUUCGCCAUCGCCACUCAAAUAAAUCUGUUGAAAUUUUUUCUAAUCAGGGACGGGAAUCGAGAACCGGCUCUUGUUGAGAACUGGUUCCAAAUGGUUCAAUACAUAGACAUCAUUUACAUUUUAUCUCAACAAUUCCCUUUACGAUUCCUUUCUUCCGGGUGCUUUGAAAAACGGUCUUGUGAGAGCCAGUCUACGCGAACAAGAACAGAGACUUUGAGGAAAAAAACAUGGCCAACGGUGCAAAAAGUAGGCAGAAACGAUCUAAAGUGUAGCUUCAUUUUACUAAGAAAGACGACAACAGGUUUUGUGUGGAAGUUUUGAGUUUGUGUACCAUGGACUAACAGGGGUUAAAGCGCAUAAAAACACUCAAAAAUUUUGCGCGCAACUCUGCCCUGCGUAGUAGUGUCCUCUUUUAGGGGAUUGAGAAUAUGUUCACCAUAAUCUGACUUAGUACAGACCAAAGUAAAUGCUGUUUGUUGUUUGAUUAUUUUUAGACUCAAUGAAGGUGGCAUACAUCUUUUUCUGUUAUCAGAGACCUAUUAAAAUUUUGGGUUAACGGUGAAAACCUACAGUCUACUUUUUUUUUUAAAUCAAAGAAAGGCAUCGAUAAGGGAAUCGUUAAAGGAUUGAAUCGAUAAGCACAAUCGAUACAGGCAUCAAUAUCGAUAAAAUCUUAUUAAUUCACAUCCCUAUUUUUAAAAUGUAUUAUUUUGCAUGGAUGUCUGCUUAUGACAAAACAAUAAUAUUUAUAUUUAUGUUUGGAUAUGAUACAGUUUGUAUAAAUUACCCCCAAUUUCCAGUUAGUUCUCAUAAAUUCCCAAUAAUUCCCAUGACAAGUUUCCAAUUUGGAAUAUUUCCCAAAUCCCCCAGCUUAACUUCCUGUGGAAAGUUUCUGGAAAUUUUCCGGAUAUCUACCGGAAAUUUUGCGCCCCCCUGCAACCCUAUGUGUAACUAACUAAAGUGAACCCAAAUCCUUUGUGUUUUCGGUCCUCCAGGUGUGAGGACGCCUUGAGGAAGAACAAAAGCCUGAUUGGACUGGAUCAGAAGGAGUACCACAGAGAGCUGGAGAGGAACUACAACAAACUGAAAGAAGCUCUGGGGCCUCUCAUCAACCGCAAGAUCCCACAGCUGUACAGAACCCUGCCAGCACAGACAACGCAAACACAGCGGUAACAAACACACACACACACACACACACACACACGCCUGUCCAGAGAAUUACACAUGCAAUUUAUCACGACCUAUGUCCAGUGAAAGCCAUGCGAGGUGGUAGCCAGACAAAAAGCAGACAUUAGUCACUGAUUUUUUCUGAAAUCUGUGCAAUUUCUACAAUUUUUACUCACUACACUUCACUGUAAAAUAAAACAAACCUAAGUGUUAUUCUUCUUUCUUUCUUGUCUUACAGGAACUCCUACAGUAGGUCCAGUCUACGCCGAGUGGACUGUUGAGUCUCAGCGAACUGGAAAACACCAAAACAGCUUCAGAGAGUCGCCACAUCCCUCCGCUGGUCACCUUCGUCACCCUUUCUCUCCCCUGUCCCACACUGCAUUAAAACACAGCGACAAACCUUCCGUCCUUCCCUCCUGUCUUGUACAUGCUUCAUCUCCACUCAUCAUCACUGUCACGGUUCUUUGGGAGAAAAUCUAGGAACAAGGUCACAACAGGUUCUGUUCAGACCAGCCUUUGGGAGUGGUUUCCUCACCUGACAGAUUAUGAUUUUUACAGAGCUUUGUAUAGAGCUGCCAAACACUUUGCUACCUGAUCAGGUUUUUGUGUUUCUGUUUUUUCUUAACUCUCACUGUUUUCCUCUCCAACAUUUUGUAAAUUGAGCUGUGUCAAGGCCUUUUUCUAGACUGCCAGACUUAAAGAAGUACAGGGAUUUUUCUUUACUCAUCAGGAGACCAAAUAACUGACAUUCCUUACUCUUCUUGUUUGAAUAUUUGUCUGCCCAUCCUUGGUUAUAUAUAAACUCAUAAAAGUGAAAGUAUCCACCUAGCAGGAGACGAGUGGAAUAUUACAGGAUGGGAAGUUUAAACUCUGUUUUUAAAACUGUGAAAUGUUGUUGUAAUGCACUGCUGUCACAUGAGAUGAUAGGCACAGAAGCACUGCCCUCAGCCUGGCCAUCUCCCUCACCCACACAAACCUGUUCAAACUGUGAUGAUUUCUUUCACCCUGCAGUACACUGAUAACAGGGAACAUUUAGCCUGUGUGGUGUGAGGGACGUCUUCUUUUGAUGGUAUCUGAGCUGCUGUCAAAAACCACUCCAAAUUCAUGUGUCCAACACUCUGGUUGCAGAGGAUUUGUAUUAACUGUAGCAAAUGUUAUUUCCAACCACUGUAUCUUUUAUAUUGCACUAUUGUAAACAAACUGCAGCACAUUCACACUGUACCUACUAAAAUAUCUGAGCUUUUGUAAGUUUUUACAGGCUGGAAAAACAUUAAUUUUUUAAUUUAUUUUCUUUUUUUUUUACUGCCUUCUAUUAAAUCUGUCUUGCUACACAUCUGGUCUUAAUUCUUGGGUGUACUACAGAACAAUUACCAAUACCCCACUCUCUUUGUGUUUCUUAUUGCAAAACAUAUUCAUAGAUUCAGUGGCAUAGGCCUACUCAAAGAGGGGUUGAUGCUGCCCUCUUGUGGUGAGAGGCCAGUCUGUGUGACAGACUUAAAUCUGGAAGCAGCACUAACCCUAACCCCCCUAUGAGUCCUCAAGACUUCAGGGAAAGGCUACACCUUAUUGAACUUGCUUUAUGCUAUGCUUCUGCCUCAGAUGUGCAGAACAAGACGGUGAUCGGUCUGCUUUGCAGUAGGUAUUUCCUGUAUUACCUCUUUCUUAGCAGCUGUAUAGUCUGUCUACAGCAACCCCUUCCCUCCUUUCUUUUUUUGCAUCACAAAC